Messenger RNA from Pocillopora damicornis (cauliflower coral), 2497 nucleotides. RefSeq lists its product as uncharacterized. Lineage: Eukaryota; Metazoa; Cnidaria; Anthozoa; Scleractinia; Pocilloporidae. The record is from RefSeq and is a predicted model, not a curated record.
UCACUGGUAUUUUUGUAAACCAGUAUGUCAAGGCCGAUUCUUAUAAUUAUAAUUGCAGACAAAGGAAACAUGCCCGCAUUAAUUGGAAUCCUACUUGAUGUCUCCGGAUCCAUGGAGCGUAACAUUGGAAGUGGUAUUGAUGAAGACGGAGAACCGUGGGCUCGUUCGAUCUUUGAGGUCAUUGACAACCUUAUCAAAUACGAUGUUUCCGCUGACAACCACGUUUUUGCUGUUGGCUUCGGGGCUAACGAAGGUGAGCAAAUAUUCGACAUCCUGGGAACCCUUCAACGUAUUCACCUUCAUAACCGAGCUUUCGAUAGAAAUGACAAGCCCGUCACACGCGGCCACUUAAAUGAAAUUUUUAAAGUACUGGAGAAGGCCGGUGCCCGUUACAUCCGCAAAUGGGCAGACGUGGAAGUCGCCAGAAAAGUAGUACCGGAUUACACAGCUGAUUUGUUACUAAGAAAAUGUCAGUCUGACCAGUCAUUUGCACGUAAAUUCGUCAUGGAGUUUCUACCACCAGCUUGCCGUGAUUGGCAUACAGAGGAUAAUCCACUUCUAGGCCUCGUAGAAACAGUGGCUACCUCUGUCGUGACGACGUUUAAAAGAGCUACAACAGAAGACGUCAAAGAUGUAAUUGACAAGGCUGCACCACAUUUGAUGAAGAGAAGUGUAGGAGAAGAUUCCAUUUUCAAUGUGCGCAAAGCCUCAGAUAUUUUACAUGGAUGUUUCGAUGAAGAGGAACUCUCAAAGGAAAGGAGUCGAGAAUUAUUACGAAGAAUCGAGCCCUACAUCUACGGUGGAACGCCUUUGUAUGAGUCAAUUGAAAGGGCCACAAACCUUAUGAGAACCAGUGAGGUUUCAAGUCAUGAAAAGGUCCUAUUUGUCCUAUCAGACGGAAAGCCUGGAGACGGAGCUAUUGAUGAUCACUGGAGAAAAUCAGAAGCCGUCUCAGGAUUUAAGAAUGCCGAGGUGAACGUAGUGAGCUGCUUUGUCACUGACUCCACAACGAUUGAGCCCAGACGACUGUACAGUGAGAUGAAACCUGACUGGCAUGAGGGUGCACAGUUCCUGUUCUCACUGAGCUCAAUAUUAACCACGCAGUCGAUACCACGCACCAUGUUUGUUAAACGUGAUUGGUCCAUUGAGGUUAAAAACAAUGAAACACGUUUGUUCCUGCAGGUCAAUCAUCCCGACCACCUGCGAGACGCUUGCGACCUGGCUCGAGAUGUCGUCUGUUCUCAGGAGGCGUUAUCCGAUUUGCUUGCAGACGUUGACCUCGAUGUGUACAUAAACCAGUCAGUAAGAGAUUAUGAAGCACAAGCAAAGCAAGAAGGACAGACCUGCUUUGCACAUGCAUCAGCUACAGUGCUUCAUUUGACUAUGAAGCGAAUUCAUGGCCGCCAGGGCAAAAUCCCAGAUUUCGAAGAAUUGAAAAAUGAAAUGAUCGGCCAUUUUGGAAAAGAAGCUGCCGUUAUCAAAACAGUGCUCGAAAAAAUGUGCAACAAGUACCGUUUGCGUUACAAGCAAGUUGACCUCAAGGGUGCCAUGGAAGCAGUCGCUUCAAGCCGACCGGUGGUUGCAACAUUUGGGCUUACCCUCAAUGAGUGGGGUAGGUUUUAUGAGUUCUUCGAAACUGACGGAAAAGGUAUUUUGACAAAAAGGGUGAUCGAUAUAACAGCCCGUCCUGAAAAUCCCAAAGGGUUUGGCCAUGCAGUGGUUUUAACCAGUUUCAACAGUGAAUAUUUGCGACUGUUGAAUUCCAAGGGAUCCGACUGGGCAGACAACGGCUUUUUUAAAGUGCAGAACGCAGACGUUCUUGGAUUUAAGUUUUAUGAUGUUCACUGGGAAGUAGAAGAUCUGAACGAAAAAGAAAAAACCUCUUUCAAGGAACUUGGAUCCAAGCGUGCCAAAUGGCUGAUGGAAACUUUGCCGAGUCUUCAGCGAGAUGAUUACACCGUGAAUUGUCCCAGAUGCCAGCAAGAUUCACCGGUCAAGAAGUUCACUGGCAAUUUGUCAGGUGCUAAGUGUCCCAAAUGUAACAAGGAAUUCAAUCUGAAAAAUGUCCCCAAAGGAAACAUUUUGGCUCUCAACAUUUAUCUCACUGCUUCAAGCACAUAAAUUCUCCUCGUUAUCCUUUUUACUCUGAUAGAGAAAUGUUUAGCCUUCCUUUUUAUUAUAGGGAAGAUAUCACAACCUCCAUAACAGGAUAACCUGAACAAAGGCACCGAAUGAAAACGAUUUAAUAUCAGUUUCAGUUAAUUUAUAAGUGGUAUUCUGCUUACUCAAACUAGUUGACAGGUAUGAUUACAGUAAUCGUCAUUUUGGCAUAAACAACCGACCCUAGCGGUCCUAAAAAGAAAAAUCUUCAAAGAUUUAGAUCAAGUUUAGUUUUGCAGAGAGAAAUAACCAAGGACGGUUUACAAAAAGCAAGGAAAUUUCCCUACUUUUCAUAGGCAAAACAACUUAUCCAUGCAGAAAAAAAAACAAAAAAAAC